CGUGCUUGGGGCACCAAAAUGGCUAGAGCUGCCCCUGCUGCAGGGAAAUAAAGAUGAGUGCAGCAAGGGGCUACAUCGGGCACGGAGAGCUGCAGCUUCCUGGAGUGCAGGGAGAGCCAGGCUUAGAGGCAGUGACUUGAGGGGGGCUGUAAGGACCAAAGGUGCUAAGAGGUGGAGAGGCCUGCUGGAGAGCAUGGUGGGGUGAAGGACAGGGAGUAGGGAGAGAAAAGAGAGAAUGUUGACAGGGCAAGUAGAAGGUGAAUGAAGCAAGGAUGGGUUUGGAGGUUGUAGGGAGGGGAGAUAAGGAUCAGCAUUUUCUUCCCAUAAGGUUUGUGCUCUGUAGUUCCAUUAGCAUCAAGUCUCUUUGUCCUUCUCUUUUAGAUGUUCUUCAUCCUUAGUGUCCUGGAACCCUGAAACAUGCCAUUAAGUGGAGGCCUGUAUGGUUGUGAAGACCCCGCCUACUGGAGGACUGUGUUUGAUGUCUACUGGGAUGUACUCAAAGCCAAAGGAGGCAGGCAGAAAAAACUUGCUGAGCUGGAUAAAUGGUAUCAGGAGGAGCUGCCAGUUGCUAUUGCAGGAAGGAGAGAAAAAUAUCUGACACAGGCUGAAGUGGUGAAACUGAUGGAAUGGAAACUUGCUCGGGGAAAGUUUCGUCCUCGUCUGCAGCAGCUGGUGGCCACUAACUCCAGUGAAACGGUGGAGAGCUGUACAAGGAAAGCUUUCCAGCUCCUUCCAGACGUGACAGCUGCCAUUACUGAGCUGAGCCAGCUAAAGGCUGUGGGACCAGCCACAGCUUCAGCAAUUCUAGCUGCAGGAGCCCCAGACGCUGCGGCAUUUAUGGCAGAUGAAGCAAUGGAGUCCAUCCCCGGCCUCACCCCAAUUCAGUAUACCCUCAAGCAUUACAUCCUCUACCUGGACAAGAUCCAGCUCUGUGUCAAGAAACUAAACAAAGUGGAUACAGAGAAAGCAUGGACUCCUCAUCGUGUGGAGAUGUGUCUCUGGGCCUGGGCUGUGGCACAGAAAUUGUGUCCUUCACUGCUGCAGACUCUGAGCUCAGGGGGAGAGAAGGCAGAUGAUGAGGCGGAUGAGGAUGUUAGACCCACAAAAAAAUGGAAAGCCAGGUGAAAACAUCAGCCAGGAACCUAACAAGCAUCACACAGUGUUUGCCUCCUGUUAUCUGAUGCACAGUUUGACUAAAAUGCUAAAGCUGGACUCCUUGGGGAGUCAUUCAGGGAAUGGGUCAAAUUGAUCAGGUGUGGGAAGAAAUAAAGGGGAGCUCUUCUGUUUGAAUCACUCCCCCUUUGGAACCAAAGCUGAUCUUUCAAAAGGAGCCCUCUGCUUGGUGUGUGCAGUGAUUUUUACAAUAAUUCCUUAAUAAACUUUUGAUGGUUUUCAUAGUA
Mauremys mutica (yellowpond turtle) is the source of this 1400-nucleotide messenger RNA. RefSeq lists its product as uncharacterized. The record is from RefSeq and is a predicted model, not a curated record. The coding region runs from base 418 to 1125 and encodes 235 amino acids. The transcript has 5 exons. Lineage: Eukaryota; Metazoa; Chordata; Testudines; Geoemydidae.